Ilex paraguariensis (yerba mate) is the source of this 299-nucleotide messenger RNA. NCBI's taxonomy places the organism in Eukaryota, Viridiplantae, Streptophyta, Magnoliopsida, Aquifoliales, Aquifoliaceae. The record is from the annotation of a GenBank genome assembly.
AUGGAGGUAGCUUCAGCAAUAGGGGGUCCUCGGGGGGAGGUGCUAGUGGUGGUGCAUCUGGUGAGUGUUUCAAAUGCAAUCAAUUUGGGCAUUGGGCGAGAGAUUGUCCUGGUAGUAAUGUUCCUCCAGCUUAUGGAAGUGGCAAUGCCACACCUGGAAGAUAUGGUGGUGUUCCAAAACGAGUUAAUGGUUUCUGAGCCAUGUUCUAGGGAAAUUAUAUUUUGCUUCAAGGUGACUCUUUAUCGGGGCCUUGGGAUGUGUGUCAUUUCUAUACAGGACGGCUUUGGAAAUCAUCACUG